Messenger RNA from Acipenser ruthenus (sterlet), 2359 nucleotides. Its product is annotated as claudin-20-like. Gene Ontology annotation, biological process: bicellular tight junction assembly; cell adhesion. Bases 681 to 1349 code for a protein of 222 amino acids. The transcript has 2 exons. Lineage: Eukaryota; Metazoa; Chordata; Actinopteri; Acipenseriformes; Acipenseridae. The record is from RefSeq and is a predicted model, not a curated record. Gene Ontology annotation, cellular component: plasma membrane; bicellular tight junction. Gene Ontology annotation, molecular function: structural molecule activity.
UUUACUUCCAUUUCAGGGAAAAGUCACAAUGCUGUGACCUCGCUCAGCUGACCAGACACGCUGCUGGAAUAACUGCAGCCCAGUCUGCUUCAUGUUUGUCAUUCUUCAUACUCCACUGCUUGCUGACAGUCCCCACCCACCACAUGCUUGUUUUACUGUUUACGCACGUGGGAAGAGAGAAUGAUUUUUCUGUUUAAAUCUGCAAAAGCACAACCCGUGUAUCCAACAAUACUAGCACUGCACAGGUUUCAAUAAGAGAGUCCUAGCAGACUACAGGAGUAUGUAACUGGCAGGCCGAGACAAAGCUUGUGGUGAAACAAAGGAUUACCAAUGAAAUGUGCAGAACAACCUGCAUUCACCUCAUUUCUACUUUACUGCCUACUUAAAAUCAGCUCCCACUCCUGGAAGGAAAAGUGUGCAAGGCUGUCUGGAGACACAUAACAAGAAGCGCAUGCACCUCACCCCAGCCAACAUUCACAGGUUAUGAAAACACAAGGCAAGCAGAAAGAGCCGGCAGCAGACUGAGAGAGAAAGGUGAACUAAAGAUCUCACAGGACUUUCUAUUUGCACAACUCUCGUAUCAACACAGUCCACUGGAGCCUCAGCCGAGGAGCUAUCCAUCUGCUGUAAGCUGAUCAGAGGGAGAAGAGUGGGGAGAGUGAAGGUGAGAGGAUACAAACAUGGCCUCAGCCGGGAUGCAGAUCUUUGCUUUCAUCCUGGCGCUGCUUGGCCUCUUCGGAGCCAUGGUCUCCACCCUGCUUCCCAACUGGAAGGUGAGUGCUGACCUGGGCUCGAACAUCAUCACUGCCAUCUCCCAGAUGCAGGGGCUGUGGAUGGACUGCACCUGGUACAGCACGGGGAUGUUCAGCUGCACACUCAAAUACUCAGUGCUCUCCCUGCCUGCCUACCUGCAGACUGCCCGUACCAGCAUGGUGCUGUCCUGCGUGCUGGCUGCCCUGGGGCUUUGCCUCGCGUCCCUGGGGUUAAAAUGCACGCGCUGGGGGGGAGGGGUGCAGGCCAAAAGACACUCAGCCAUUGCCGGGGGGGUCUUUCUUAUCGUGGCCGGAUUCCUUUGCCUCGUCCCAGCCUCUUGGUUCACCAACGAGGUCAUCGCCAGCUUUUUGGACUCAUCCGUGCCGGAGAGUAACAAGUACGAGCCGGGGGGAGCCGUGUAUGUCGCGUUUGUGUCAGCAGGAUUCCUGUUUGUUGGGGGGGCCAUCUUCUGCACGUCUUGUACUGGGAAGCAGCGGGGACCACAGAACUGUCCUCCUAACAACAAGCAGCAGUGCUGUUCAGCCUCACAGCCUACAGACAAUAAGGCAGAAUACAGCCUGCAGGACUAUGUGUAAUUCCAGGCAACAGACAGCUGGUAUAACAAACGCUGCUUGCUCUGCGUUAAAAGAAAGAAAAAGAUGUGGGAGGGAGGCAGUCACUUGCACUUCUCAAUGUUGAAUUCACACGCAUUUUAGGUAUUCUAAAAGCAACGGAUUGUAAAAAAUCAGAAGAGACUCUAUUCUUUUAGUAACUGGCAAGUGCUUUACCACAAAUGAACGCUGUAUUUUUAUGGCACUGCAACUGCUGUUUAUUAUUCCAUCAACCCUGAUUAUAUAAAACUCUGAACUCCUUGUGUCAAACAAAUUUCAAAAUUCUGAUGCAGUUUGUGAAACAAGGACCUCAUCUGGCUUCUCACAGCCUUGAAAUUGAAAGCAUCCCACCGAAAAACCAAACAGCACAAUAGGAUGUGUAAUCCUGUUUCUUAUCAUUACUCCAAACGCAAACAAGCCCCCCCUGACGCUGUGCACUGCUCAUGUAUUCGACACACAGCCGCCUGUGCUUUUCACUGCCAUGGUUACAGGACUCUUCAGGACCGCUGACCCCUGUAUCGCUGUCGGAGGACUGCUGUCAGCCUCUCCACUGCUCCCAUUAAUAGACAACAUCUGCCACUUUUACAGAAAUGUCUGAAGAAAUCAACAUCUGAAUGCAAACCCUUUGACAAAGAGCACAUGCUACACCUGGGCCUCCUGUUCUGUCAAGCCCUUUUAAAUCAAGACCAUUGCAGGCAUGUGGACAAAGUCAAUGUUUUUCUUAAUGCUUAAACCUUCUGAUAAUACUGGUCUCUGCUCAGUUGUCUUUCUUUAUUCAAUAAUAAAUGUUUUACUUUUAUGGAUAGUAACCGUUCAAAACCUUUAAGAUGAUAUAAUAAUUAAGGUUGGGAUUUUGUCACGGAAACUUGUACUGAAAACCCCGGUGAAGUCACGAUUCGAAAUCACAGAGUAAGGGGGAAAUGGUGUGUCAAGUCACGGGGAUGAAAAUUCAACUAGGUUUCUUUUGUUUGUUUUCUUGUUUUGUUUUUUUUUUA